UUUUGUCUUCGUAAAUAAAUAUAGUUUAGAGCUAUAUACUCGACGCAAAGUUAGCUUAUUAAAUUAAUCGACUUGAUUAGCUUAACUGACAUUAGGAAAACAAAACAAAAUGGCUGCAGCUAGACAAGCCUUUUCUCAAUUCUUUGCCAAAGAUAAGACUUUUAAGCCAAAGAAAAGAUUUGAGAGUGGCACUUUGAAAUACAAUCUUCACAAACAGGCCAAUGCUUCUCUGAACUCUGGUAUUGAUUUAAAGGAAGUGGUAAAAUUGCCACCUGGUGAAGAUGUCAAUGACUGGAUAGCUGUUCAUGUUGUGGAUUUCUUCAACAGAAUCAAUCUUUUAUAUGGAACAAUUUUUGAACACUGUACAGAGCAAACAUGCCCAACCAUGUCUGGUGGACCAAAGUAUGAGUAUCACUGGUGUGACGGAGUCAACUACAAAAAACCCACUGCUCUGCCUGCACCACAGUAUAUCACCCUCCUAAUGGAGUGGGUAGAGGCACAGAUCAAUGAUGAAAAUCUCUUCCCAGUUCAAGUUGGUAAACCUUUUCCUAAGAAUUACAUGAGUAUAGCCAAAAAGAUAUUAAAGAGACUCUUUAGGGUGUUUGUUCAUGUCUAUAUACAUCACUUUGACAAACUUUUAGCUAUUGGCGCAGAAGCACAUGUCAACACUUGUUACAAACAUUUCUACUAUUUUGUUACUGAAUACAAUCUCAUUGACAAGAAGGAACUGGAGCCAUUGAGGGACAUGACAGAAAGAAUAUGCCAUUAAAUCUUCAUUUAAGAUUCAGAUCUAAUUGUACUUUGAGAUUAUUUGUAACAACACGACAGUUAGUAAGUGAUGAACUAGAUUGGGGCUUAACUUGACAAUAGUAUCUUAUAAACCAUUCCAAAAAAAAAAAAGAAAACAACAAAAAAAUUAAGAAGACAUUUGUCUUAAAACUUAUUUAAAAUCCAAAGCUUCCUGUUACUUCAUCUUUGUUGAGAGUAGUGCUUUUUGUCUGAAGUCAAGGAAACGAUUCAGUGUAAUGUUGAUCAAUACUUCGUUUACUGUUUCAUGAAUAGCUGAUAGCAAUUGAUUUGGUCAUUGUUGAGAUGUUACUGUAUAAUAUAUACAAGGUGUUGUUUUUUUCUGUAGGGUGCCAUGUUUAUAUAGAAUGUACUAUACAUGUAUCAGCUUUCUAUUUUCUGUUUACCAAUCUUGUUUUGUAACUGUAUAACAUUUAGUUUAGAGUGUGAACUGUAUAACAUUCUUGGGUAUUUUUUUAAGCUAAAUAUACUAAAUUAAUAUUUCCCAGUUUUGUGUAAUCAGUUCUCCUCCCUUUGCAACUGACCAAAAAAAAACAUUGUUUUAAUAUUGCAUUAUUUGUUUUGUAUUCCUAGUUUCCAUUGCUUGACAACUCAUAAUGUUCAAUUUGGUUUUAUUUCAAAUGUUAGAAGUACAAAUUUCGUUGUAUGUUGAUUUAUCUUCAAAAGUUAUCUCAACAUGUAGAUAAUACAACAACACUGUUUGCAGAAUGAUGUGCGCAAUAAUAAACUAUGCUUCCAUAUAAAAAUGCGCUAUUUUAAAGUUCCUUUUUACCAGACGAUUUUUAUGCUUUAAUUUUGAACUGGUCAUGACCAUAGGGUCACAUCUGUGAAACAUUUUGUAAGUUCAUAUUGGACUGGACUUGUUUCUUUACUAUGUAGUACGUUUUCUCCUACUUUUUAUAUUUUAGUUGUUCAUUUUUAAAGCCAACCUUUUCUAUUUGUUCUAGCCAAUUAGAUAUUUCAAUUAUAAACUAUUUAAAAAAAGGGGAACAAAUGGAAUCUAUGAUUUCAUUAAAAAUGUAUCCUUGCAAAAUGAACUACUGGGAUUGUUGGAAUCCAUUAUGAAUUAGUCCAAAGCUUACUAUUGUAAAAUUUCUUAGUUAUGUGAGUUGGUAGGUUUGGCUUACCAAUGAUUCUAAACAGAAUCUUUUCUUUUAAAAAUAAUGUAUAGCUAAGGGAAAAUGUUCUUCCCUUUAAAACAUCAAUGUAGACCCUAACUACUGAACUCAUAUUGAUACAAUCAUGUUCUAACAACACUUCAGUUUAUUUUCCACAUUGUGCUGAAACGAACAAAUGUUUUGUUCUUGCUAGUCAGCAAUCAUUGAUUGUCCCAGGUCCUGUAUUUAUUUAUAAAUCCAUUAUUUCUUUAACACUAUACUUUGUGUUAUAUAUUUACUUUUUUUUUUAAUUGUAAAAAAAACAGUAAACUGUAAAAUAUUAUACCAUACAUACAUUUGAUGACAUAUACAAAUGACUCUCUGAAGACAAGUGUACAAUAUUUUUUUUUCUAAAUACUGUCAUCCCCUUGGCAUUAUCUUGUUUUAUUAACCUUUCAUCAUUAAUCUGUGUACUUUGAACAUUAUACAACUAACAAAAUAUUCCAAUUAAACUUCAAACAUUAUUUCAAAUAAUUUUCAGUGACCAUUUCACAUAUAUUGCAAGUCACAUUGACUUGACUUAUACCUGUGAACCCCCAGGGAAGCAUAGGGAUGCAACCACAUCUCUCCACCAAAUUUGGUUCUGAGCAGCUUUCUUCAUCUGCUCCCAUGUCAUCCCAGUAUCCUCAGCUUCGCUGAUAACUGACCUCAUCCAGGUUUGCUUGGGUCUGCCCACGUUUUUCCUUCCAGAUUCCAAGUGGCCUGCCUUGAAACAUCCUGCUCCAUUUCCACUUUUUAAUAUCCCUGCCUAUGGGUUUUUGCUUUGUUCUCUCCAAGUUGACAGUAAAUACCUUUUCAGUCCACUCAUUCCCAAUAUCCAGCGUAGGCAACUGUUGGCAAAGGUCUGGAGUUUUUAAUUAUUGUUUUUGUUGCUCUCCAUGUCUCAGUGUGUUUUGGAGCCCUAGAUAGUUUGAAGAGUGGUGAAGGCUAAUCUAGCUUUGUUAAUUGAUUUUGUUUAUAGUCAUCACUUCCACUGUCUUAGCUAACCCUACUUGACUGUCUCAUAGCCUUAUCAAUCACCAAUAAAAAUUAUCAAGGGUGAAGGCAUACAUCCCUGUCUUACUCCUGUUUAAACUAGAAAAGGAUUAGUUGUGUGUUACUUGGCAUGAUGAGCCAUCAUACAACUGUUGUAUGAUGUUGGUGAACUUUGUUGGAAUUCCAAAAUGAUUCAUCAACCUCCAAAUUAUGUCAGUCAUACUGUCAAAGGCUUACUCAAAAUUUACAAAGGUCAUGUGCAAUGGAUUGUUCUAUGUUAAUGAGUAGUGUGGCAAUCUGGUCAGUACAUACAUUUUCCUUCUGGAAAGCAGCCUGUUUUAGUCCCUAACCCUUUUGUCACAUUACUUGGUGAUUUGGAUCUCAAUCCCAAUCUGAAAUUGUCAACAUCAACUUUCAACUGAUAGGGUUAGGUUGAUUUUGACAAGUAAUUUAUUCUAAUCAACACACACACACACACACACACAUAGAAUUAAACAUAUUAUUCAUAAAUUAGUAUUUACAUCAUUUUGCAUUGUGAUAUAGAACAAGAUAAUACCUGGGGGACAAAGUCUAAAGCUGUUCAAUUAGAUUAAAAUGAAUGUAAUGUUCUCUAGCCUUGUUAAUUGCCUCAUCAAAUGACUGUGUGCCUACAUUAGUUUGAUUUACAAUUAGCCAGUGUCAAAUCUAUGUAUUUGAGUUACAUUCAUCUGCAUGAAGUUUGUUGUUUUAGUAAGUUUAGACAAAAGGCUUUGUUAGCUUUUUUUUUUUUUUUUCCCCACUUUACCCAUUACUAUUCAAAUUGGGCCAUGUUGGGUUUAACCAAAAUAAGCUGUUGCUAAUAUUUUUUUAAGCAUGUUUUCAUUGUUAACUGCUUUAGCAUGAGAGGCUUUCAAAUAUAUUUUAAUCUGAUCAUUUGCACUUAGGAAGAAAAAAAAAGUUCAUGUUUGCUUCAAGUUUCAGUUUGAAAAUACAAAUGUAUGUGAAGAAGCAUCAAGUAUUCUUUGGACAUUUUGUUAGUCCUGCCAGAUAUAUGCACUCAAUAAAGUUGUGUAAAUAUA
This is a messenger RNA of Biomphalaria glabrata, 3997 nucleotides long. RefSeq names its product MOB kinase activator 3B-like. Gene Ontology annotation, cellular component: cytoplasm; nucleus. Gene Ontology annotation, biological process: positive regulation of protein phosphorylation; signal transduction. Lineage: Eukaryota; Metazoa; Mollusca; Gastropoda; Planorbidae. Bases 110 to 769 code for a protein of 219 amino acids. The record is from RefSeq and is a predicted model, not a curated record. Gene Ontology annotation, molecular function: protein kinase activator activity. The transcript is spliced from 7 exons.